Molecule: messenger RNA, 987 nt
Organism: Penicillium malachiteum
Lineage: Eukaryota; Fungi; Ascomycota; Eurotiomycetes; Eurotiales; Aspergillaceae
Product: arylamine N-acetyltransferase family protein
Exons: 2
Coding region: 1-987 (328 amino acids)
Molecular function (GO): acetyltransferase activity
Source: RefSeq, a predicted model, not a curated record
AUGGGAUCCGCAAUUGAUUGGUCUUUACGUCCUACCUUUUCGCAAGAACAAUUGGUGCAAUAUUUUGACAGGAUUAGUCUUCCUAAAAAAUGGCGAGAGUCUUCGGUCGUGAAGGAGCGCGCUGGAGCUGAUAGUGAGGACUCUCUUGUCUUUCUGAAAGCGCUUCAGCGGUAUCAUGUGGCAGCCGUGCCAUUUGAAAACCUCAACUUGCAUUAUUCGGUUCAACGCCAUAUCUCUAUAGAUGUGCAAAAGAUCUUCGAGAAGAUCGUGACGUCUAACUCCGAGAGGGGCGGUUACUGCAUGGAGAACAAUACUCUAUUCGGUACGGUCUUACGGAGCCUGGGCUACAAUGUUACCUCGGUCGGGGGAAGAGUGAACGAAGCUGCGCAGCCAGUGGCAGCCUCUAAGAACUGGAGAGGACCGAAAUACGAUGGCUGGAACCACAUGGUCAACCUCGUUAAAAUCGGCGGAGAGAAGUACUUGGUAGACGUGGGGUUCGGGUCAAAUGGGCCACACCAACCUAUACCAUUGACUCCAGAGUUCAAAUUCCACAAUGUGGGUGAACAAUAUGGGCGCCUUAUGUAUGGUCCAAUCACCCAGCAUACUAGCAAGGAUCAAUCCCUUUGGCAGUAUGAGAUCUGCAAUGGGGGCGGAGACUGGGCUCCCGCUUAUUCAUUCACGGAGACCGAGUUCCUCCCUGAGGACUUUACGAUGAUCAACUAUUACAUGAGCACUAGCCGUGAUAGUUGGUUUACCUUCUAUGUUGUGUGUGUUCGGAUGAUCCUGGAUGAGACAGGCGACAACGUCGUGGGUGAUUAUACAUUAUUCAACGACUCGUUGAAACAGCGUCUAGGUGCCACGUCUGAGGUUUUACGGACCCUGAACUCGGAUGAGGAGCGCGUGGCAGCGCUGGCCAAGGCAUUCAAUAUACACAUAGGCCAGACUGAUAGAGAUAGCAUCCGCCGCACUAUUUCGGAAAUUUUGUAG